Dermatophagoides pteronyssinus (European house dust mite) is the source of this 530-nucleotide messenger RNA. RefSeq lists its product as uncharacterized. The record is from RefSeq and is a predicted model, not a curated record. NCBI's taxonomy places the organism in Eukaryota, Metazoa, Arthropoda, Arachnida, Sarcoptiformes, Pyroglyphidae.
GAAUAAUUUCCAUCAGGGUCUUUUGCAUUCGUUUGUUCGUCAUUUCGAUCAAUGGUCCCGUUUGAUUGACAUGAAUGAUAUUAUCAAAAGAUUGGAACCCAUUAGGCAACGACUUAAUGGAAUCAGAUGGGCUAGAGACAGUAGCCAAGCUAGGUCACAGGUUGAAAAACUGCAACUAGAUCUUCAAUCACUUCCAAACCAAAUUUUGUCAGAUGUUGAGUUGGCUUUGUUGCAAGCACAGGAAAAAAUGCUACAAUUCUUAAGUCGCUACAUUUCCUAUGGUCGCUAUUUGGGAGAAGCAAUCAACAACAAUGACCAAAUGCAGGUAUUGUUCGAUGUUGGCAAUGGACAAGUGAUGGCCCUAGCCGUCAGUCAGCAACUUUACCAUCAAACUUUUGCGUGGGACAAAAGAAAUGUUCGUGGUGUAAUCACCAUUUUUUUCAUGACCGAAAAGGAAUACCUUAAACGAAAAACAAGCAAACUGUUCUAAUGGUUUUCACAAAAUGAAUAAUGUCACUCACAUACGACUA